Molecule: messenger RNA, 2019 nt
Organism: Eucalyptus grandis
Lineage: Eukaryota; Viridiplantae; Streptophyta; Magnoliopsida; Myrtales; Myrtaceae
Product: G-type lectin S-receptor-like serine/threonine-protein kinase At4g27290
Exons: 2
Coding region: 694-2019 (441 amino acids)
Biological process (GO): recognition of pollen
Source: RefSeq, a predicted model, not a curated record
UGAUUUUGCUGAAGAGCCUCGCUGAAUCAUCAUUUAUCGUGUCUGAAUUUGGAAACUUAUCCGUGCGAUAUCUUGAAUCAGGCUGUUGCCCAUUAAUUCUGUUUGUCAUACCGUCCAACCCAUGUGAGAGUUUCAAACUAAACACUAGGUGCGCCCAAAUGCCACUCGAGUGUCAAUUUCGCAUGUGUUUCAUUAAGUCCAGAUGGGCAUGGUUGACCCCAAAUCUUUCUUGAUCAGGGAUGAUGGGUUUGAUAGAGACAGACGUGUUAUGUUGAUGUCAGUAUCUGAGUUUCAUUUGACAUUGAAUGAUUCGACUGGAAUAGGUAGGACGAGGAAUGAACACGGCCGAAGUGAAAAUUGGGGUGCGAGUCACAGAGUUAAGAACGGAGAACCCAUAGACAAAGCGGCGACAAAGUGGUGCGUGAGUCAAGGUUAAAGUGGUGCCGUUUAGAAUUAUCCAACCGGAACCGAAAAAGCUGCUAUAGAUCAAGUGGAUAAUGAGGAACGCGAAGACUUGGAGAGGGAAAAUUAUAAGAAGUCAGAGUUAAGAACCUAACCAGGGGAAUACGCGAGCAAAGCAUUACAAAGAACUGGAAAAUCUUCAAGCGGAAAGCAAUAAGAAUGUUUGGAUCUUGAGGACCGUAUGAAUAGUGUUCACAAUGUGGGUAAGUUUAGAAUGAUUUGCUCAUAAAGAUGGGGUUAGAACUUAAAAGAGGACAUUUCCAAAUGAUGGUAAAGAUCACAUUCUCCAUUUUCAUCAUCAUCCCCAAAAUUGGUUUGUCAUUCGCAGCUGAUUUUUUGGGCAUGAACAGUUCCAUCAGUCAUGGAGAAACAUUGGUUUCUUCAGACCAAACUUUUGAGCUAGGAUUCUUUACUCUUGGCAACUCUAAUAUGAGUUACUUGGGUAUAUGGUACAAGUUUAGUCCUGACACAGUUGUGUGGGUUGCUAAUAGAAACAACCCGCUGGCGGAUCAUAAAGGUGUUCUCACAUUCAACAAUGCCGGCAAUCUAGUUAUUCUCAACCGGUUGAAUGGUGUGGUUUGGUCUUCAAAGUCAUCCAGGAUCCUCCAAAAUCCAAUUGCGCAGCUCUUGGAUUCGGGAAAUCUUGUUCUUUGGGAUGACUUCGUUUUGAGUUCUGAUGAAACCUAUUCGUGGCAAAGCUUUGAUUACCCGUCCGACACGCUUUUAGCAGGCAUGAAGCUGUUGUUGAACCCAAAAACGGGUCUUGAACGAUGUCUCACUGCAUGGAAAAGCAUGGACGACCCUUCUCCGGGAGAUUAUGUCCAUAGGUUAAACUACAAUCAGGGUCUACCUCAGUUUGAAACAGUCCAACUGAAUGUGCAUAGAAAAAUAUUUCGAACAGGGCAAUGGAAUGGAGUCACAUUUGUCGGCAUUCCCAAUUUGUCAAGUCCAGCUGGAGUGCCCCUGUUUGUGCAGAGUGAAACUGAGAUCUCCUUCAUGUUUGAGGUUCAUGACAAACAACUUUUCUCGAGAAUAAAAUUAAACUCUCUGGGAGUGCUGCAACUGCUUGUGAAUAGAUCGAGAACAGCCACAUUGAAUGUCAAGCUCGAGUUUCCUAGUGAUCCGUGCGAUUUCUAUGGAAGGUGUGGUGCUAAUGCCAUCUGUCGCUGUAGCUUGUGUGAAUGUGUGAAAGGGUUCAUGCCUAAGUCACCUGACAAAUGGGCGGUCGGUGAUUUUUCCAGUGGAUGCCAUAGGACAAUACCCACGAAUUGUUCCAAAGGAGAAGGGUUCUGGAAAAUUGAAGUAGUUAAGCUGCCCGACCUGUUGGAGGUAACGCUAGAUAGGAGAAUGAACCUCAAGGAAUGCAAGGACGUGUGCUCGAAGAAUUGUUCGUGCGUGGCUUAUGCUAAUUCAGAUGUCAGGGGAGGAGGUAGUGGCUGCCUCAUGUGGUUCGGGGACUUGAUUGACAUGAAAGCGCUCGAAGGAUGGAACCGCGUGCAAAGUCUAUACGUACGCCUAUCAGCAUCCGAACUAGGUAUUCAUACUAAUGCUAAUUGA